Molecule: messenger RNA, 555 nt
Organism: Acyrthosiphon pisum (pea aphid)
Lineage: Eukaryota; Metazoa; Arthropoda; Insecta; Hemiptera; Aphididae
Exons: 3
Coding region: 6-518 (170 amino acids)
Source: RefSeq, a predicted model, not a curated record
GUGAAAUGGAAAACGAAGACAUACAAUGGUAUAAUUAUGUAAACCAAGUGCAUCAUAGAAAAGUGUUACUUGUCUAUUUGGCCACUUUACACAAAAAGAACAAAAACGACAGAUCAAAACCCAGAUGGCAUGUUAAACCAUUUCUAAAAGAAAGGAGAGUGCAUGGGCAUUGGCAUUGUUUGACAAGUGAACUGCAAUUAACAAAUUCAGAACUCUACCAAAACUUUCUACGAAUGUCUGCUAGUACAUUUGAGGAACUGGUAUGCUUAGUUGGACCCAAAAUAAUGAGAUUUCCAACUCGGCCUGAUAUAUUAUCAGUUGGAGAAGUCCUAACGGCAACUUUGCGGUAUCUUGCCUCUGGUGAAUCAAUGAUGUCAAUAAUGUACUCAUUUCGUAUAGGGAAGGCUACUGUAUCUAAACUUAUUUUCCAAUGCUGUGAAGUUUUAUGGGAUACUCUAAAUACAAAUGUAUGUAAUGUUUGUAGGAUUCUGAGUAAACUAACAUUAGAAUAUAAUUAAGACAAAUUGUAUAUUAGGUAUAUAACUUAUAAGCUAU